Vespula pensylvanica (western yellowjacket) is the source of this 2111-nucleotide messenger RNA. Its product is annotated as testis-expressed protein 10 homolog. Bases 220 to 2082 code for a protein of 620 amino acids. The record is from RefSeq and is a predicted model, not a curated record. Lineage: Eukaryota; Metazoa; Arthropoda; Insecta; Hymenoptera; Vespidae. Gene Ontology annotation, cellular component: nucleus; MLL1 complex. The transcript has 6 exons.
UUGUAUAUAGCUGGUAAGGGCCAAGAAAGGUACAUUAAUCUCACGUAACAGGAACUCGUUGAAAGGAGUUUAUUUUCUCGAGGCCCAUGCUUCGUGAGGUGUAACAAAUACUUAUGUUUUUCUAGUUGCAUAUACAAAUCCUACAUCAUAUAUAGCACGCUUAUAGUAAAUAAAUAGUAUAAAAUGAGAUAGAUUAAUCUGUCGACAAAUACUAUAAAAAUGGCAAAAGGUUAUAAACAUUUAAAACAUCUAAAAUCUGAAAAGGCUAAAGUGAAAUUAAAAGCAAAAAAAAAUAAACUAUUACCAAAAGGAUUAAAUGUAACGGAUACAUCUGUUAAAGUUAAAAAAAUCAUGAUACAUGAUCAAUUUAAACUAUAUAAUGAAACUGAAAUUGUUAGUAAGCGAAAGCUUAAUAUUAAGGAUUUAUUAGCUAGACUUCAACAUCAUAAUUCUACAGUUCGUCAAGAAGCAGUUAAAGAACUCAAAGAUAUUUUAUUACAACAUCCUUUAGAAAUUUUGAGUUCUCAGUUGAAUCUAUUGCUGCAAAGAAUUUCUGCUUUAUUUUUUGAUAAAGAAAAGGAUAUAAGAAGAGAUUCUUUAAAAGUAUUAAAUUGUAUUUUAAAUCUUAUUUCUAAUGAACAACUGACUCCUUUUUGUAAUGUUUUAAUUACAUAUUUAAGGUGUGCAAUGACACAUAUAGAUCCAAAUAUUAAAGAAGAUUCUUUAUUAUUUUUGGAUAUAUUGAUACAACAUUGUAAUAGUAUAAUUGCAAAACACAGUCAUAAAAUAUUACCAAACUUCUUGGAAAUGAUUUCUAGAAUGAACAUUGAAACAAAACCAGAAAGACAAUUAACAAUAACAUUAGAUUCUAAAAAUACUACUGUAAAAUGGAGAAUUAAAGUUUUAGAAUGCCUUGGGAACAUAUUAAGAUCUAUUAUAAAUUACAAAAAAAUUGAAAAAGCACAACAUUACACAUCUGCUGUAAAAGUGAUAUGCAUAAAUAAAGAAACUAAAUAUAUUCCAUUCUAUAGGCAAGUUGAUAUACAAGAUUAUAAAAUAAAUUUUGAGAGUAUUGCUAAUUUAAGAAAUGAUACCAAUGAAAGAAGUUUAGAUGUAGCUGAAUUCAUUGAAUAUAUAAGUGUAUUAAUACCUUUAAUGUUUGAUAGCUGGAUUGAAGUAUGUCCAGCAGAAAGAACUGUAACUAGUAAAAUUUCUGAAACUAUUAUUUCUAGUGAAACAUCUAUUUUGUUAAAACAUAUUGUAAUAAUUAUACAAUUAAUAACUGAAUAUAUUGAUAUAUUAGAUUAUAAUGAUCAUGUAAAUACCAAAAUGUGGUUUACAAAUUCUUUUCAAAAUGUUUACACUAAGAAAUUUUUCUCUAAAUUUCCAUAUGCUAAAACAAAAACUGUUGAGAAAUUUAGAAAAAGACAAGAAGAUUUUUCUAGUCUAGAAAUGACUGAGAAAUGUUUAGAACAAAAUUUGGGCAUUUGUCAAAUUUAUACUUGGUUUACAUCUAUGAAUAUAAAUCAUAUCACUAAUAAAUUGGACAAGACAUACUGUCAAUAUGUUAUGGAUUACAUAUAUGAAAUAAUUGAUGAUUGGUCUGAUAUGAAUAAUUUUGUAUUACCGCAAUUAAAUAAACUUCUCAGAACCUUGUUUUUCAAAGCAAGUCAAGUAUGGUACGUCAAUUGUAUAACGAUGGAACCUAUAUUAAAAGUAAUGAUAAGUGCAAGUUUUCAUCAAUCAAAGAAAGAAUUCCACAUACAAUUACAUGAUAUAAUUAGUGAUAUUAUAUCAGACCAUACAUUAACUGGAUUACAGAGUGAACAUAUAUUUAAGGACUUUGUAUCAACUUUACCAACUCUUCUUCUACAUUCUUUUAUACAUGAAAAUAUAAUACAAAUGAUUAAUCGGGCUGUACUUCAUCACAAGGAAUGGAUAUGGAAUAUACUUGUAGAAAAACAGGAUGCUAUUAUUGACAAUGCAAAAAUAAUUGAGAUUAUAGGAUCGGAGGAUGAGGAACGUUCUCGUUUAAUGAUAUGUAAUUUAUUUUAUUUUGUAAAUGAACAAGUGUUCUAUUAAUAAAAAAAUUAAAUUUUAUUAAUUAUAAA